This is a messenger RNA of Chenopodium quinoa (quinoa), 1213 nucleotides long. RefSeq names its product vacuolar protein sorting-associated protein 32 homolog 2-like. Gene Ontology annotation, cellular component: cytoplasmic side of plasma membrane; ESCRT III complex; multivesicular body. Gene Ontology annotation, biological process: late endosome to vacuole transport via multivesicular body sorting pathway; vesicle budding from membrane. Bases 321 to 998 code for a protein of 225 amino acids. The transcript has 7 exons. NCBI's taxonomy places the organism in Eukaryota, Viridiplantae, Streptophyta, Magnoliopsida, Caryophyllales, Amaranthaceae. The record is from RefSeq and is a predicted model, not a curated record.
UUCCUAACGAAGUUAUAUCACAAUUACACUCCUCACCUAAAUAAAUCCAAAUUAAAUCACCAACAAAAUCAAAAUUAAAAAAACAAAAAUAAAAAAAAUUACGCAGUUUAUUAGCGGAGAAAGAUAACAAAAGGAAGAAACUUUCAAGUCCCCCCACAAGAGGGUGAGACGAACUACACUUUCUCUCUCCUCUAAAUCCCAAUUUUCUCUCUUCUCGAUCUUCGCUUACUCCCAAUUUUUCUGUUCGUAAUCUAGUUGAUCGAUUUUUUAAUUGAUUAUUAUCUCAAUUUUUUUUUUCUGGUGAUUCAGGGGAAAUUAAAAUGUCGUCAAGUGUGUUUUCGAGGCUUUUUGGUGCGAAAUCGAGGGAGGCAGCUAAUACUGAGAGUACUUUGUCAACGUUGGAGAAAUUAGAUGAGACACUUAAGAUGCUAGAGAAGAAAGAGCAGGUGUUAAUGAAAAGGGCUGCUGCAGAGGUUGAAAAGGCAAAAGAGUUCACAAGAGCAAAGAAUAAACGAGCUGCCAUACAAUGUUUAAAGAGGAAAAGGUUAUAUGAACAGCAAGUAGAGCAGGUUGGAAAUUUUCAACUGCGAAUUCAUGAUCAGAUUAUAAUGCUCGAUUCUGCGAAGGCAACGACAGAGACCGUUGCCGCUUUAAGAUCUGGUGCUAGUGCUAUGAAGGCCAUGCAGAAAGCAACGAACAUUGAUGAUGUAGACAAGACAAUGGAUGAGAUCAAUGAGCAGACCGAUAAUUUGAGACAGAUACAGGAGGCACUAGCUUCACCUAUUGGUGGUGUAGCUGAUUUUGAUGAGGAUGAAUUGGAAGCCGAGCUUGAAGAACUUGAAGGAGCUGAGUUGGAAGAACAACUUCUACAGCCAGCUAUAACUGCCCCUAUGGCACCAGUUCAAGUUCCAGCUGGUAAACCACCAAGACCGACGCCUCAAAAGAACUCUGAGGAAGAUGAUGAACUUGCUGCAUUACAAGCUGAGAUGGCGCUUUGAACACUUCGCGUAUUUUUUAUGUUUAUAAUCACGCUCCAGAAAAGAAAAUGGCUGAAAAAGAAAAAGAUUAAAAUUGGCUUAUUGAUUGAUGGAGGUAUAUUGAAAAUCCCGAGUGUUGAUAGCAUCUUGUUGUCAUGUAUAUGACCUCAUUUUUCUUGCUACCAUUAAUGCAAAUAUUAUUUAUUCCAUUGGUGAGGAAAUGUGGUUUGUAUAAC